AUGUCGCUCAACGUCUUCCGCGUCGCCGCGGAUUUCUCGCAUCUGGCAAGCAUCUUCAUCCUGCUGCACAAAAUGGUGCAGCUGAAUAGCUGCUCCGGCAUCUCCUUCAAGUCGCAAGCUCUCUAUCUCUUCGUUUACGUCACUCGAUAUCUUGAUCUCUUCGCGACCGAAAGCAUCUAUAAUCUUGUCUUCAAGGUCCUCUUCAUCGGCUCACAGGGCUACAUCAUCUACCUCAUGACCAACGCGUACAAGCCCACCAACGACCCCAAUGUCGACACCUUUCGCGUCCAGUACCUGCUCGGGGGCGCGGCCAUCUUGGCCGUCUUGUUCCCCUACAAGUACACCGUUUCCGAGAUCCUCUGGGCCUUUUCCAUCUGGCUCGAGUCUGUCGCCAUUCUGCCCCAGCUCUUCAUGCUCCAGAGGACGGGCGAGGCCGAAACUAUCACGACGCACUACCUCUUCGCCCUCGGCAGCUACCGAGCCCUCUACAUCCCCAACUGGAUCUACAGAUACUUUGCCGAACCCACCCACAAGCCCGACUGGAUCGCCAUUGUUGCCGGCCUGAUCCAGACCAUUCUCUACAGCGACUUCUUCUACAUCUACUACACCAAGGUUCUCAAGGGCCAGAAGUUCAAGCUUCCGGUAUAA
Messenger RNA from Hirsutella rhossiliensis, 648 nucleotides. Its product is annotated as ER lumen protein retaining receptor domain-containing protein. Bases 1 to 648 code for a protein of 215 amino acids. Gene Ontology annotation, cellular component: endoplasmic reticulum; membrane; cis-Golgi network. The transcript has 4 exons. Gene Ontology annotation, molecular function: ER lumen protein retrieval receptor activity. Lineage: Eukaryota; Fungi; Ascomycota; Sordariomycetes; Hypocreales; Ophiocordycipitaceae. Gene Ontology annotation, biological process: protein retention in ER lumen; endoplasmic reticulum to Golgi vesicle-mediated transport. The record is from RefSeq and is a predicted model, not a curated record.